CUAUUUAAUUUCGACCAAAACAUCCUAUUGCUGCUGGAAUUUCUGCCCGUAGCCGGCCGAGAGAACGCGUAACUGGCGGGAAGAGACAUGGCCGCGUCACCGCUUCUUCCUGCAGGGACGACGGGAGGGAACCCAAGCCUAGAAGGAGCCGCUGCGAUGCCUCCGCUGCCUGGGACCGACAUGACAGGGAUCUGCUUUCGGGAUCAGCUCUGGCUAAACACCUACCCUCUCGAUCGCAAUCUCGUUUUCGACUACUUCGCACUUUCCCCCUUCUACGAUUGGAGCUGCAACAAUGAGCAGCUACGCUCUCGAUCCAUCCAUCCACUUGACUCGUCACACCUUUCGAAGAUGACGGGAAACGAGUACAUGCUGAGCGAGGUGAUGGAGCCCCAUUUAUUUGUGAUUCGGAAGGUGAAGAGAGACAGCCCUGAGAAAACCACGGCUAUGCUGACUUAUUAUAUUCUUGACGGUUCGAUCUACCAAGCUCCUCAGCUCAGCAAUGUCUUCGCUGCUCGCAUUGGGAGAUCUAUUUAUCACAUGUCAAAAGCUUUCAGCAUAGCAGCCUCAAAGUUAGAGAAGAUUGGAUAUGCUGAUUCUGAAACCGAAAGCACUAGUUCUGAAGCAAAAGUUGUGAAGGAGGCAAUUGAUUUUAAGGAAUUGAAACGAGUUGAUCAUAUUCUUGCAUCAUUACAACGGAAGCUGCCUGCUGCACCCGCUCCCCCUCCAUUUCCUGAGGGCUAUGCGCCACCUGCUUCUGAAGCAGAGAAGGGCACAGAAGAUACACAAAAUCCAGAAGCACAGCUUCCAACAGUUGAUCCUAUUAUCGACCAAGGACCAGCAAAAAGGAUGAAAUUUCAAUGAUCUAUAGUCGCCAAUUAAAUGUGUUUGUUCUUUUUCUGUA
Dendrobium catenatum is the source of this 901-nucleotide messenger RNA. RefSeq names its product mediator of RNA polymerase II transcription subunit 6. The transcript has 5 exons. Gene Ontology annotation, molecular function: transcription coactivator activity. Gene Ontology annotation, biological process: regulation of transcription by RNA polymerase II. The record is from RefSeq and is a predicted model, not a curated record. NCBI's taxonomy places the organism in Eukaryota, Viridiplantae, Streptophyta, Magnoliopsida, Asparagales, Orchidaceae. Gene Ontology annotation, cellular component: mediator complex; core mediator complex. Bases 88 to 861 code for a protein of 257 amino acids.